This is a messenger RNA of Mucor velutinosus, 2919 nucleotides long. RefSeq names its product NMO domain-containing protein. Gene Ontology annotation, biological process: GPI anchor biosynthetic process. The coding region runs from base 1 to 2919 and encodes 972 amino acids. Lineage: Eukaryota; Fungi; Mucoromycota; Mucoromycetes; Mucorales; Mucoraceae. Gene Ontology annotation, cellular component: endoplasmic reticulum membrane. The transcript has a single exon. The record is from RefSeq and is a predicted model, not a curated record. Gene Ontology annotation, molecular function: mannose-ethanolamine phosphotransferase activity.
AUGCAGUUCGGUUUCAGGCCAUCCAAGGGCCUAACGUUUACUGUAUUGACCAUACUACAGAUAUUUGGUCUUUACAUAUUCCUCAAAGGCUUCUUAUUAACACAUCAAACAUUUGAUCUACAAGGCCAACGAUUUGAACCAUGGCAAGACUUUCCUCUCACGCAGCAGCACACUCCUGUAAAGAAACCCACUACAAUUCCAUCACAAAAAGGAUUCAAGCGCACCGUGAUUGUCUUGAUUGACGCACUGCGUUUUGAUUUUGCCAUCCACGCGCCAACUGCCACUACCAAGGCAGAGGAGUACUAUCGCAACCAAUUUCCCAUCAUGCAGAAACUCACACAAGAGCAACCCGCUUCGUCAUUGUUAUACCAGUUUCGCGCUGACCCACCUACAACCACCAUGCAGCGUAUCAAGGGCUUGAUGACAGGCUCUCUGCCUACAUUUAUUGAUGCGGGCUCGAACUUUGCGUCUUCAGCUGUCAAUGAAGACCAUUUAUUACGCCAUCUUGCCAACAAAACCAUGUACUUUCUAGGCGAUGAUACAUGGGUCAAUCUGUUUCCAGAGAGUUUUGUCAAAGAGCGGACAUUUGACAGCGACAGUUUCAAGAUGCUCGAUUUGGAUUCGGUGGAUAAUGCCAUUUUGGCUCGACUAUGGGAAGUAUUAGACAAGGACGACUGGCAAGUAACCAUUGCGCAUUUUCUCGGUGUGGAUCAUUGCGGACACACGUAUGGGCCAUCCGAUCCCAACAUGAAGCGAAAGCUAAACCAAAUGAACGACAUUGUAGAGCGUUUGGUGUCUGAUUAUGUGGAUGAGGACACGCUCUUGGUGGUGAUGGGCGACCAUGGCAUGUCAGUGGAGGGUGAUCAUGGCGGAGAAAGUGUAGAGGAGCUGAUCAGCACGCUAUUUAUGCACUCGGGCAGACCCUUGACGUUCACGGAUGACUACUAUCAAGCGCUCUACUAUCGCAUCCAUGAAACAAGAGCACUCAGACUUGGGUACGAUAUCGCUAGCAUCUCGCAAAGACUUGGUUACGAUGCAACAUCUUAUCCCGUUGUUGCUCAGAUCCACAUAGUCCCUUCAUUGGCUUAUUUGCUCAACGUGCCUAUUCCCUUUGGCAAUCUAGGCGCUCUUCUUCCUGAUACACUGAUGCCCAAGUAUCCAGAUAUCCACUCCAGGAUGCGCAACGUUCUCCAUAUGGUACAAGAGUUCCGUACCAACGCCUUGCAAGUAAAGCAUUAUCUUGAUCAGUACGCUCAACAAACGCAUCAACUGGAUUUCUCGCCUGAGAAGCUCCAAUUCAUCACACACCAUUUGUACGCUGCGGAGGACAUCAUGGCACAGCUCAUGCAGACACCUGAUUUCUCAGACAGCAUCCAGAAAGAUCACUCGACUUACUUGGAGCAAUUGGAAGAAGCCAUCUUGGAAUACGAUGCCUUCUUGAUCAGCACCAUCAAGUAUUGCAAGGCUAUUUGGGCUCAAUUUGACACUGGCUGUAUGUUUGUCGGUAUCGUGUUGCUGGGAUUCAGUACGCUGGCCUCUUUGUGGCUGAUGCAUCGUGAACCGAGAGCGUCUUACAGUCGUAUGUCCCUGGUAGGCGCCUCUGUGUUUGUUGCUUGCUUGGCCGCUUCCUGUUUGCGGUAUCAAUUUCCCGAGGCGUUGGUCGCUAGAGGAUGGUUUGAAAAGAUGGAGCAAGUGGACUGGGUUGGCGCUUGCAUGGCGGUCGCUGUGUGCUGUAUGGCAUUCACUUUGCGGCCUCAAGGAGCAGCCUCAUCCGACUGGUAUGUUAUCAUCAUUGCUCAUAUUGUGCAAGCAUGUACACUGGGAUCAAACAGCUUUGUCAUUUGGGAAGACCGCGUUACUCGCCAUGUGCUGGCCACUCUGACCUUGGCUUGGAUCGUUCGCAAUCUGCAGGUGGCCAUUACAAAGACAGAUCGUGCUCUGGCUCUCUUGUACCCUAUUUUGUUUCUGAUCGUAUUGCGGCUGACCAGUGCUAUUGGUCAGUGUCGCGAAGAACAGUUCCCUUAUUGCAGUUACUUCCACAGCGGUAUGCUCGAAUUCAAUCUGGAAAACUACACGGGCUAUGGUACUAUUGCAUUUGUCAUUGUACUCUAUGGCAUGGUGAUCUUUUCAACAACCACCUUGAACCAAAUCGCUGGACUGACCAUUGGCGCCUGCUAUCUUAUACCCUCCAUCAUGGUCCUCUUUAGAAUCUUUUAUGAAAUUGGUGCCAAGUCUCUCAAAAUUGAGCAAGGACAACGCGAAAUGCCGCUGAUGGUGCAUCAUGUGCUUGAUGUAUACAUGCCUCGCGUCGUGUAUGCCUUGACCUUUAUUGGCAACAACAUGAUUUUGGCAGACUGGUAUUUUAAUAGUCGCCCUCGUCGUAUCAUGAGUUGGGCCUUGUUCUUCCUGUGGACUCCCUUGUUGGCCGUCGUUCAGCGUCCUUUAGGUGCUGCUCUCAUACUUGCCUCACCUUGGAUUAUCAAGUUGUUGGCCACUGGCAAAUCCAACAGUCUGCUGAUUCGACUGACCAUGCUCCACUUCUUGGGCCAUCACUUGUUCUUUGCCACUGGACAUCAAACUACUUUUACUUCUCUGCCUUGGAAGGCUGCAUUUGUAGGGUUCGAGGACAUGAACUACUAUGGUGGUAUGAUCUUGGUGACACUGGCUACCGUAGCAGGCUACAUUAUCACUUGGUUUGGCUGGUUGGUCCUGCUGUCUGAAAACCCUCAUCAACGUCAAACAUUGCACUUGCUGAUAUUGCUGCAGUCCAUACCAACCUUCUUGAGCGCCAUCUUUAUCUUUGUCCUAAAGAGACAUUUGAUGACCUGGAAGAUCUUUGCCCCUAGAUUCUUAUUCCAACUAUUAUUGCAAGUGAGCUCCCAUGUAGCUGCAAUCAUCUUGGAGAAAAUUGUAGAAUAG